Molecule: messenger RNA, 8825 nt
Organism: Salmo salar (Atlantic salmon)
Lineage: Eukaryota; Metazoa; Chordata; Actinopteri; Salmoniformes; Salmonidae
Biological process (GO): response to xenobiotic stimulus; regulation of transcription by RNA polymerase II; xenobiotic metabolic process
Cellular component (GO): aryl hydrocarbon receptor complex; nucleus
Molecular function (GO): transcription cis-regulatory region binding; nuclear receptor activity; protein dimerization activity
Source: RefSeq, a predicted model, not a curated record
GGAAGGCAAUCGAGUCGGGAGCAGGCAAGGUCAGAUGGGACCAUUCUAGCCAAUGAGGGGGCAGAUAUGCUUGUAAAGAACAGGCACAACUCCAAUAUAUAGUGUUUUUUCAGGGAUGUCACGUUUCCUACUUAUAUCAGUACACUGGUAACAACCGCAGCAUUACGCACCUUCUAUUCUAUCAAAUAAGCCCAAUAUAGAAAAUAAGCCUUUACAUUUUUUUAACCCAAUUCGACACUGACGCGCCCUGACCUCCAUACAAAAAGUACUUGCUUGGUGAGCUGAGAAAAAAAACGGACAAAACACCACGUGCUGGAGGAGACAGAUUUUGGGCACAGUAAUCCCUCUGCUUCGCCUCUUACACCUCGAUCACACCGAUAGUGUUUAUUCAUUUCCAAUGGAACGUUGCGUCAGCAUUGCGUUGCAGAGGCAGUUGCAGUGCGUUCUGUGUGGUGCAUACGUUGUAUUUAUCGAACGUAUGCUAGACAGCUUGACAGAAAUGGUAGCAGAAGAUGAAUGUCCAUAUGAUGCUGCAUACCAUUUUGCGUAAUGGUAUGCAGCAUCAAUGUGUGCAACAAAAAUGUAACAUUCACCUUCUGCUACUAUUUCUGUCAAGCUGUUUACACAUAGUGUUUUGUUUGAUAAAUCCAACGUAUGCACCACAGGAGGUUGGUGGCACCUUAAUUGGGGAAAAUGGGCUGGUGGUAAUGACUGGAGCGGAAUAGGUGGAACGCUAUAAAAUACAUCAAAUACCUGGUUUCGGUGUGAUCGAGGCGUUAAUAUGGGCGCCUACGGUUUAGCAGGUGUUAUAGCAGAUAUUGCGAAAAGCUUGUUACUCGCUCAUAACAAUGCAGUAAAAAUGUCAAACAGUAUACAAAUAAUAUAUAUCUUUUUUUAAACUAGACGCGGAACUGUUAGGUAAAAGUUCCCUGUUUGAUGAGAUAUUGCAUAGUUUGAUACUUUGUCGAAACAUGUCAAACAUCCGAUUCGGUUAGACUGUUUCAGAAUUCUUUGAAGUUGUCUCUUUCUGUUGCUUAUGAAAUAUGGUAAUGAGGGAGUUCUAUUAACCUGAACGGGGCUAUUGCCAUGAACGUGACAUGGGGAGCCGGUGAGGGAGGCGUGCCCUGAUCGAUCAAAUCGAACGGUAAUCUGCGCCACUCGUUCAUAUUGUAAACAUUACAGCAUGCAGGAAAAAUACAUAUAUUUUAAAACUAGUUUUCAUGGUAUGCAAUCAACACCCAGUUCACCCGGGGCAUGAAUAGAAUCCCCCCAAUGUUAGUAAAUGUACACCAAUAAUAUUCGGUGUGACACAGAGCGCUCUAUGUAACAGUGAUUUCGAUUGGUUGAAACCUAUUGCAGGAAAGAAGACUUCUUACGUAUCAGGUCGAGUUUACUUUGAGGAACAGGAGGGACAACUUUCACAUUGCAUUUCGAUGAACGAGGGUAGUGAUAAACGUGGUUUGGGACUGGACUCAAGUGGAGUUUUCGUGACUUUGUAGGACCUCGGACCCCACGUUCCGACCAACGUUUUAUCGACCUCAGAAUAGCAGAGCAGAUAGCAAGGGUCUCUUUGGACAGCAGCAAGCAUGCUAACUUCUCUGUUCGCAUUUGGAACUGUUAUUCAUGCUUGUUAUGCGUAUGAUUUUUUUGAAGGUCGUGGUUAUUCGGGGGAGGAAAACUUAAACUAGGUUUCUUUUUUUUUUUUUUUUUUUUUAUUAAAAAUAACUAUGUUGGGGAAUGAGGGGAUCUAUGCAGCGAAGAAGAGGAAGAAACCCGUCCAGAAAAGUCUGAAGCAUGCUCCAGGUGACAGUGUGGUAAAGACCAACCCUUCAAAACGUCACCGGGACCGUCUGAACGGGGAGCUGGACCGGCUGACCAGCCUGCUGCCCUUCUCCCCAGAGGUCAGGGGUAGGUUGGACAAAUUGUCUGCCCUGCGGCUCAGCGUGGGAUACGUCAAAGUCAAGAGCUUCUUCCAUGCGACCCUCCAGAAGAAGUGUGAGUGGCCCGCCCCCCCUCUCAGUGGGGACUGGAGGAACGGACGGACAGCCACUUCUAUAGACGGAGUCAGCCUCUCCGAGGGAAACCUACUGCUGCAGGCUCUGAAUGGUUUUGUCCUGGUGGUCAACACUGAUGGCUCUAUCUUCUACGCCUCUCCAACCAUCCAGGACUACCUGGGCUUCCACCAGUCUGAUGUGGUGCACCAGUGUGUGUAUGAGCUGAUACACAUGGAUGACAGAGCCAUGUUCAGGUGUCAGCUUCCCUUCGCCCUCAAGCCCAACCAGGCCGACUCAGAGGCCGGACCAGAUGCCACCCAGUCUAGCAGCAGGCCCCACAGUGAGUCUAUGAGCUACCUGCCCCAGCACAUCCCUGAAGAGAACAGCUCCUUCCUAGAGAGAAGCUUCUGCUGUCGCUUCCGCUGUCUCCUAGACAACUCCUCCGGCUUCCUGGCGUUGAACUUCCAGGGACGUCUAAAGUAUGUUCGAGGCCAGGGAAGGCUGGGGGAUGACGGGGCCUCGGUCCCCGCUCAGCUGGCCCUGUUUGCCAUCGCCACACCCAUGCAGACCCCAGCUGUCAUGGAGAUCAGGACCAAGACACUCAUUUUCCAGACCAAACACAGACUCGACUUCGCCCCCAUGGGCAUAGAUACUAGAGGUAAAGUGGUGCUGGGUUACUCUGAGACCGAGUUGGUCACUAUAGGCUCAGGUUACCAGUUCAUCCAUGCUGCUGACAUGAUGUACUGCGCAGACAACCACAUCAAAAUGAUAAAGACAGGAGAGACUGGUUUCACCAUCUUCAGGCUGCUGGCUAAGGCAGGUGUGUGGGUGUGGGUUCAGGCCAACGCCAGGGUCGUCUUCAAGGCAGGGAGACCCGACUUCAUCAUCGCUCGACAGAAAGCCCUAACAAACGAAGAGGGCGAGGAGCACCUGCGUCAGCGGAGAAUGCAGCUUCCCUUCAACUUUGCCACUGGGGAGGCUCUGCUGUAUGAGUCCUGUCCCUCUCUGGAUACUGCCGUUAUGCCUCCAGGACCACCCAUCCCCCCUGGCCUCACUCCCCCAGGCUCCAGCCCUGAGGACAAGCCCCUGGACCCUGCGUCUCUCCUGGGGUCCCUACUCAGUCAGGACCGCUCUGUUUAUACUCAGCCCCAGGACGCUAACCCUAACCUGGACCUCCAGGGCUUUUCCCCCAACCUAGACACAGCCUUCCCCCAGGACCAGGACCCAGGCCUGGAGAGAGCCUUCCUGGACAGCCACGCUCUGCUCAGUGUCCCUGGGGAGCUCCAGGGGCCCCAGAGGCCCAGCAGGGGAGACCCCACAGCGCAGGCCAUGAUGGACUCUCUGGGGGAGAUCCUGGGGGAGAUGGGGGCGUGGGGCUUGGAGGGGCUGCAGGUGGAGGAGACAGAGCUGAGGGAGUGGGAGAGCACUCUCCUCAGGAUCAACAUGGAACAGCAGGAUGUGACGGGGGAGCUGUAUGAUAUCUUAGCCAAUGAUGUGUUCUCCUACGUGGAGGAGGCUCUGAUGAGAGAGCGUGAUGAUGGAUGUGUGAUUGGCAGCUUGGGACAGGGCACUGAGCCAAUCAACAGACUUUCUGCUCACAUCACUGCCAAUCAAAACAUACUACGUGGGUUCCCUCACUCCCAGAGUUCCAUAUUGCCAGGCAACCAGGGGUUCAAUGGCGAGAACGGCUCCCACAGUGAGAACCAAUGGCAGUUGGCUGGUCCACACAUGACCUCUAACCUCAACAGCUUUGGAGAGCAGAGGUUGCUAGGAAAUGGAGUUGUUGGUGGUGUGGAGCAAGGGCUGGGGUGUAGUCCUGGGACUGUGAGAGAGCCACGGAGGUCUGUAAACACAAACACACUACCCAGAGCUGCUGAGACCGUUGCAGGGCAAUGGACUCAAGGAAGCGGUGCGGAUCUCCAUGGCAACCAAAUGGUCCCACAACCAUCUCAUACUAUCAACCAACUAGAGUCCUGGAUACCCUCCAUCCAAAAUAUAAAUCAUAAUAACCACACCUCUCUCCCUGUCCGUCUCCCAAACUUUAACAACAAUAUCCCUGAGGCCUUUGACCAAACCAUGCAGCCCAGCCUGGAGUUAUACCACUCUGAGACUGGAGAUGCAAACAGGCAGUUCUCAGGGCAGCCCUAUCCAGGUCUGUCAUAUCAGGACCCAAGGCAGUCUUGGCAACAGCCACGGCAACAUACACAAUGGCAACCACGGCAGAUACCACAGGGUUUUCCUGCAAAGUCGGUAAACGGACAUCGUCACACACACCCCAAACACAGCACACACAUACCGUCCAAUAACGCAUCCAGAUCUCAAACACUCACACACACCACACACACCCCCUCAGGCAGCUGUAUGUUUGACAAGACGGCUCCACAUGUCUCCAAUCCCUCCAGCCCGCUUACAACUGCCCCAAGCAGAUCACACGGUCUCAUACCUGCCCCCACUCACAACAAUGGACCCAGACCCUCUCCCACUCUUUCCAAUGACUGUAGAACCAGCUCCUCAACCCAGGCCCCCAAAGUCUUUAUGACUUACCCUCAAGCAUCCAUAAUCCCAAGAUCUAACAACUCUUAUCCCCAAGACUCCAUUCCUGACCUAACCUACCCCCCAGCCUCCAUCCCCAUCCCCGCCCUAUCCAGAGGAGCUCAGACGGAUAAGGACACAGGAGCUAUCCCUGCCUGGUCUGGGGCUCCGUACCUGGGCAUGAAGCAGCUCCCAGGCCCCUUUCUCAGCCCCAAGCAGGUUCCCCAGAGCACCAGGGGAAAUGGCAGCUGUAGUGAUCCCAGUGAAGGAAGCUUGAUGCUGGGUCAGAGGGGGUUGGAAGAAAGCCUCCUUCCUGGAGGUCCGAUGCCAGGAUUUCCUCCUGAGAGCGGGUCUGUAGAGUCAUCUUUAUUCUACUGGAAUGGACAAACACAGGUCCCUACCAGUCCUAAUGGUGAUGCGGAUCCUUUUCUCUUCACUGGCAACAUCUCCUAGAUUCUCUAGGACUAAGAGGAACAUACAAGUAACCAUCUCCACAAUGGAUCCACCAACAUCUUCUGGAAGAAUACAACUGUACAAAAAACGGCACCUCUGUCGAAGACUGUUCCUUGGAGCUGGAUAAUAUUCUAUAUUAUAUUUAAUUUCCUUGUCCAGUUGAAGGGUGCUGCUUUCCAGCCAUGGACAGCCACCGGUUUAAUGUUCAGACUAGGGCUGUUACGGUGACCGUAUUACUGCCACACCGGCAGUCACUAGUCAUGACCGCAGUCAAUUUCCAUGUGACCAUUUAGUCACGCUAACUAGGCUUCUCCCAGCUCUGAUGCUGCUGAUGGUCAUAACUGCUUGGCACUCAGCACUCUAUUGUCCCUCUAAUCACUCUGGGAUCAAUGCAAAUGUAAUUGAAAAUCAAAUCAAACACUUCAUGAGAGACCAUGAGCUAUGGAAUUUCGUGAGAAAACAGAGUGAUGGUCUCUAUUAAAAAGAGGAGGAUCCCAUCAGCUUUCUAUUUUUCAACUUUCCUAAUAUUAAGCACAUUGCUUCGCUUUACAACAGGAGUAUGGCCUACCUGGCUGGCAUGAAAAUGAACCACGUAAAAGCGUCUUCCAUUCGCUAUUUAAGUGUAUAGAUGACAUGUAUUCUUCUCCCCUGCUCCUGUUUCGAGACAGGUGCAUGAUCAUGGUCCAUUCUAAAUCCAGACUCAUUUCACACAUAUAUUAUUUAGUAUAUGUAAAGACAAUAUUAAAUGAAGAAUAGUCUGAAUAUUAGCCUUUCACUUGUGAAUGAUGCCCAACGUGUUGUAAGGCAAGAAACAGCGCAUUCCUUGUUUGUUGUUGACUUUUUCAAAUCAUAGUCACACACCUCAUGUAGCCUAGCAACUAAAGUGGCCAAAUAACUUCUUAAAAUGAAGAACAUUAAUCCGCUUUACAACUGGUGUAGAGCAUACAUGGAAUACAUAGGCGGCACUGGCAUACAUAGGCGGCACAUGAGUUUCAAGUUUGGGGAAGAUAAUUUUCCCCAUAAAAUGCAUUUUUAUAAUAAAGCAUUACAUACGUAAUCGCAUUUGAGGUCACUUUUUAGAAUGGGGUUUUCCUGUUAAUUGAUUGCAUUUUGGAACAUUCAUGCUUAUAGCGUAUUGCUGUGUGUCCAUUGCUGUGCUUAUAAUGUGAAGAAAUAGCCUAAUAGUUUAUCAACAUUUUAAGCUAAACUUUCUGAUCUGUUGCAUCAGCCUCAUUGCUUUUAAAAUGUUUUAUUAAUUUAAUUUUAAAUCUAGCGCAUCCCACAACUGUCCCAGACUAUGUUUUGAAUAUUUCUUUCUCACAUAGAAUAGGUAGAUCAACUUCUGUACUAUGGGGGAUAGUAGAUUGACAUAGGCUAGUGGUUUUGCUGUUGGUUAGGACGACUCAUCUUGUUGGCUGAUGAAAAGUCAAUGUGGACAGUUCUUCUAACAUUUUCAAUAUGGGCCUGGGAAUUUGAUGAGAAGGAAGCACUUGCGUCCUCAAUAUGUCUAUCUUCAUUUGUAGCCUACUUCAGAGCUGAGAUGCCUGUGAGAAGGACCCGAUCACCGUGACGGGCAUUGGCUAAUAAGAAUUGAUAUAUCUGAGAGAGCCAUGUGAUUGAGAGAUGCUUCGGAGAGCGGCGAUUGGCAGCCGGGAGAAGGGAAUUAUAAUUAUUAUAUUCAGCCCAAGGGCAAAAGGCAUGAAUAUUGUUAGGGGGCAUUACGGCCACACAAAAGAGGGUGCUGCCGGGAAAUUCUAGGCCUGGUGAGAAUAUUAUCAAGUGCUUAUCAAAUUAUGAAUGAAGGGGCCUCCCGAGUGGCGUAGUGGUCUAAGACACUGCAUUGCAGAUUCCGGGUUCGAGUCCAGGCUCUGUUGCAGCCGGCCGCGACCGGGAGACCCAUGGGGCGGCACACAAUUGGCCCAGCGUCAUCCAGGUUAGGGGAGGGUUUGGCCAGCAGGGAUGUCCUUGUCCCAUCGCACACUAGCGACUCCUGUGGCGGGCCGGGCGCAGUGCACGCUGACCAGGUGUACAGUGUUUCCUCCAACACAUUGGUGUGGCUGGCUUACAGGUUAAGUGGGCAUUGUGUCAAGAAGCAGUGCGGCCUGGCUUGGUUGUGUUGUGUUUCGGAGGACGCACGGCUCUCGACCUUCACCUCUCCCGAGUCCGUACGGGAGUUGCAGCGAUGAGACACGACUGUAACUACUGAUUGGAUACCACGAAAUUAGGAAAAAAAAAUAAAAAUGUUUCAUACAACUUUUUUAAAAUCAUCAUUAGCCUUAGAAUGUAUAAAAAUCUAAACAUAUAGCCCAGCGUUUGUAUCACAACUAAAGUUACAUAAAUAUCUCUAAAUGAAGAAAAUAGGAGGACCAGUUUCUUUGUUAACCGCUCAACACAGAAUAGCCACGUGCGCACUCCCUCAGAAAUCGUUUGGUGAAAAUAUCCUUUCCAUUUUAUUCAGUUAUGUUCAAUUGUAUUCUUCAUACUAUAAAAUAAUGCCACGGAAUUCUAAGUAAAUCUUAUCUGCUAAAUGAACUUGUGUAGCCAACAGCCAUUUGGCAUAGCCACAUCAGGACCUAACAUAAGGACAACUCAGAGUAUGCAAAUUCUGUUCUUCUGAAAUAGACUACAUUUUCUUGAUGUUUCUAUAGACCUGUCUAAAAUAAAUAAUGGAUUUAUUGUGAAGCUGUAGGCUAUAUUACAUUGAUUUAUUAUACUUUUUUAAAAAUGUAGUUCCAAAAUUCUGCGUAAGUGGCUUGUAGGCUAUGUGUGGAAGCCAGGAGAUGCUAAGUAUGUUUAUGUUAAUUAACGGUCAAUCACUGUGAGACCGCCAGUUAUUUGCUUGACAGUCACCGGCUGAGGAAAUGUCAUGACCGCCACAGCCCUAGUUCAGACUGUGUGUUAGUGGCAUAGUGACUGCAGCUGAGGGUCCAUUCAGAUGGACAGAAGAUGUGUCUACAUAUAUGACAUUUCAUCAUCGAUACAGAGGACAUCACUCUCCCCACCACAUGACAAAGUAAAUUUAUCAACAAAACAUCUGUUUGAGCAGGAUCUGUUUUUGUUUUCAAAGUCAUUUUCUCUCCCACACGAGCCUGGCCAUUCUGUCCGCUCAACUUGAGUUUCUUGUCCACUUCUCAUCAUGUUUUCUUUUUUGUCUGUUUCCAUUCCAAGAAACAAGAUGGCUGAACCUCUAGCUUUAAAGACAGACAGGAGGUAAUGUUUUUUGGAAGUUGCAAAGGCUUUUAAAAAAUGUUUUAAACCCAAAUACUGCAGUUUGAGUAUGAGUGAGUGUCCAUGUUGAUACGAAGCAUCAAAAGGAGUGCAUUGUGUUCAUGCUUCAUCAUGUUUGUUUGUUUUUAACUUGUUUGGUGUCAUAUUGUUUUGGUCUUGAAAGACAUCCUAUUGUGUUGAUAUUAUUGUUUCUGUUCAAGCUUUAGCUGACUAGCCUGUAGCCCUACCAGGAAACAGCCUGCCUGCUGCUUGUGUCUGAGCCAUAGACUGUUUGUCCCAAUAUGUUAGAGAUCACAUAUAGCACUUAUAUAGUCAACCGUUGGCUUUAAUACAUUAUGGUUGCUUUACAUGUGUAACCAUUUAAAAUGACCCAACAAAUCAUGCUUAACGUGUCAUUGACUUAUACGAUAACUAUGUAUAACAUUAAAUGUGUAACAUACUAUAUAUGAAUACUGGAGGUUAUGAAUGGUUGGACAGGUUUCUAGCUAUUCACUAAGUAAACAAUUUGUACAUUUGGUGAUCAUUUUGAGAUUUUUAUAAAAGUAGCACGAAGCUGUUUUGAAGACACCAGCCCAGAUCCGCACUCUGUAUUUUGAUAUAAACAGUACUAAUGUCCAA